GGCCAGCCCCCACUCAGCACCACUUCCUGCUUUCACUUUGGUGCCGCGCUCAAGCCCUGGAUGGGGGUGGUGGUGCUCCCGCCCCCCCAGCCCCCCACCCCCCUGGCAUUAAAGGUACAAAAGGAGAAGGAGUGUGAGUGUUGGGAACAGUCAGAGGACAGCAGCACCCAGCAGCACCUCAGGGCAGCCCACAGCUACCCAGAGCCCCAGAGCUGGAGCCAUGGCAGGGGAUGGGGAGCUCAGACGCGUCAUCAAGGACCUGCAGAAGACCAUUGCUGAGCUGAACAGCAGCUACAGGGAGCAGAACCUGCCGGUGACGGAUGGCAGUCGGGAGCUGCACAGCCUCUGUGCCCAGCUGGAGUUCCUCCUGCAGUUUGACCUCAAGGAGAAGAAGAGCUUCUUUGGGCAGCGCAAGGACUACUGGGACUUCUUGUGCCAGGGCCUGGCACAGCGCCGGCAGGAACAUGACGGCAUCCGCUUUGUCAGCUCGCUGGACAAGCUGAAGACCCCUGUGGGCAGAGGCCGUGCCUUCCUGCGCUACUGCCUGGUGCAUCGGCAGCUGGCCGAGUCCCUGCAGCUCUGCCUGCUCGACCCCGAGAGCCUCAGUGAGUGGUACUAUGCCCGCAGCCCUUUCCUGAGCCCCCAGCGGCGAGCUGAGAUCCUGGGCAGCCUGUACGAGCUGGAUGGCAUCACCUUCCACCUGGCCUUGCACAGGGCUGACCUGGACACUGCCUGGCCCAUGUUCUCUGAGACGCUGGUGAGGCCCAGUGUGGUGAAGAUGGCCCUGCAGACAGAAGGUAGCAGCACAGAGGUACACGAAUGUCCUGACGGCAUCACUCAGCCAAUUGCAGUGCCCCACAGGGUGCCAGCCUGUCCCAGCCCACGGGAAGGGGGUGAGGAAGAGGGUGAUAUUGAAGCAGAAGAGGAUGAAGACAAAAAGGAGGACAUGCCCAGCACUGCCGAGGCAAAGCAUGGCACCAAUGCGGAUGCCAGCCUGACCCCAACACCCAACCAGGGGCUCACACCAGGCUCCCCAGCCCAUGGUGGAAUGGAGGCAUCCCUGCGAGCACAGGUGUCCCAGCUGCGCUCCGAGCUGGAGCAGCAGGAGGAGGCCUGGAGAGCCCGGCUGGAACAGGAGGAGCGGCAGCACCGUCAGAAGGAGGAGCACAGUGCCCAGCAGGUCCAGCUGUUGGCCCAUGAGGCCGAGACACUGCGGGACACCAACGCCUUCCUCAGCCGAAUGCUGGCCGAGGCGGCGGGUGGCCCGGGGGAGUUGGCACAAGCACAGGAGGAAGCUCGGCGGUGGCAGGAGGUGGCAGAGGAGCGGGUAGCACGUCUGGAUGAGGCAAUGGCAGAGGUGGCGGUGCUGACCUCACGCCUGCAGGAGUGCCAGGCUGCCAUGCAGGCACGGGGACAAACAGAUGCCCCAGCCCAGAUGGCCGCCCUGGAGGAGGUGCUGCGGCGGGCACUGGAGCUUUCCCGUGGCCCACUGAUGGACAAUCAGAAAGAAGGGGACCCCAGCACUGCUGCUGGCAUGGCGAUGCGCCUCGCAGCCCUGGUCACAGCAGCACAGGAGGAAGCCUUGCAGAGCAGGCAGCAGAUCCAGGCUCUGCAGGAGAAGGUGGUGCAGCUGCAGGAGCAGCUCAGCAGGGCUCGUCAGGAUGGGGAGCGCUGGGCAUCAGCCCUUCAGCGGACACAGAAGGAGGUGCAGGAGCGGGAGGCCAUGCGUGGUGCAGAGCAGGCAAGGCAGCAGGAGCUCAUCCGUGACAUGAAGGGCCGGCUGCUGGAGCUUUUGCGGGAGAAAGAUGCCCUGUGGCAGAAGACAGAGGGCAUUGACCCACAGGCACCCAGCCUGACACCCCGCAGUGUGGGGCUGUGUGCCCGCUGUGGCAAGGAUUUCCGCCUCCUGUCCCGGCGGUACAGCUGCAGCAGGCUGUGCCAGGACAAGGUGUGCCACACAUGCUCCAUGGACACGGGGAAGCAAGGGCGAUGCUGCCUGCUCUGCUACCAGCAAAGGCACCCACAGGCUAUGUGAGCUGGGAGGACAUCCAACUUGCUGUGCCCAGGACAUGGGGCCAGCGGGAAGGUCCUGCUGCUCUGGUUUUCAGGGUUGAGAUGUCUUUUGCAUGGCUGGCCCAUGGAGAAGGAAACAACCAGGUGCUGAUA
This is a messenger RNA of Coturnix japonica (Japanese quail), 2166 nucleotides long. It is a transcript of the gene RUFY4, whose product is annotated as RUN and FYVE domain containing 4. Gene Ontology annotation, biological process: plus-end-directed vesicle transport along microtubule; positive regulation of autophagosome maturation. NCBI's taxonomy places the organism in Eukaryota, Metazoa, Chordata, Aves, Galliformes, Phasianidae. Gene Ontology annotation, cellular component: lysosome; late endosome; autophagosome. The record is from RefSeq and is a predicted model, not a curated record.